UCAAAUCAAAACCCAUCUCAUUAUACAUAUUGCCUUUGAUUAAUUAAUUCCUCUGAAACUGAUCAUCAAAAAUGGCCGGAAUCAUAAACAAGAUCGGCGAUGCACUCCACAUCGGAGGCGGUAACAAGGAGGACGACAAGAAGCACGACGGCGACUACAAGUCUGACCAGAAGAAACACGAAGGUGAUCACUCUGCCUACGACCAGAAGAAGCACGAAGGCGAUCACUCUGCCUACGACCAGAAGAAGCACGAAGGCGAUAAUAAGUCCGACCACAAGCCGGAGCACAAGGAAGGCAUCAUUGAUAAGAUCAAGGACAAGAUCCACGGCGAAGAUGGCGGAAGCAAGGAAAGCUGCGGCGAAGGUGAGAAGAAAAAGAAGAAGGAGAAGAAGAAGAAGAAGGAAGGAGACCACCACGAUGGAGGCAGCAGCAGCAGCAGCGACAGCGAUUAGAUCGCCAUCAUCGUUCAUCCUCUUCGAUCUCGAAUCAAUGGGAGGUAUGUACAAGACGAAGAGCUUUCAUACGUUUUAGUGUGCUUUUCGGUUGCUGAAAUAAAAAUGUAAUAAAAUAGUAAAGGGAAAAUAGAAAACGUGAAAACCGAGAGUUAUGGAGUGUUGCUUAAUCCGUAACCUUAUGGGUGUAAUUGCUACUACAUGAUGGAAUGAAGUUUAUGAUUUGUUUAUAAAUCAUUUCCUUUCU
Molecule: messenger RNA, 699 nt
Organism: Cynara cardunculus var. scolymus (artichoke)
Lineage: Eukaryota; Viridiplantae; Streptophyta; Magnoliopsida; Asterales; Asteraceae
Product: dehydrin HIRD11
Exons: 2
Coding region: 72-452 (126 amino acids)
Molecular function (GO): metal ion binding
Source: RefSeq, a predicted model, not a curated record